AUGGGGCUGAUGGUCGUAGCCAAGAUUGCAGUAUUUGCCGCCUAUGCGGGAGCAGUCCCUCCGCUCGGCUUGAGGUGUGGCUCUGCAGCCUUCUACAUGCUUCCCAGGCUGGAGAACACCAACACACAUUCAGUGUUGGUGUCAUUUGAAGAUGUGGCUGUGGACUUUACCCAGGAAGAAUGGCAGACAAUGGACAAUACUCAGCGGACCCUGUACAGGGAGGUGAUGCUUGAGACCUAUACCAAUCUGCUGUCCUUGGGGUACUCCAUGGCAAAGCCUGAUGUGAUCUUCAAGUUGGAGCAAGAAUCAGCACCAUGGAUAGUGGAGAAAUCUGUCAACCAGGGACUUCCAGAUCCCCAUGGAAAGAAUGAGCUGCUUGGAGCGAAUCAGAAAGGUCAAGACAUAAUCUUCAGGAAGCCUGAUGAAAUCGCAUUUGAAAAGAAGCAUGCCUCUAAUGUCCCUGAGAACAACCACGAGAGUGAGGGAAAUCUCAGUCAGCUUGACAAGAUCCACAUUUGUCAGCAGUCCUUUGAACACAAUGGGAAAGAGAAAACUUUCAAUGGGAAGAAGAUAGUCCUCAUGGGUAAGCAAGUUUAUACCAAAGAGCCAUGUAAUCAGCAACCUGUCAGUGUGGGAGAAGCAAUUCAUGUUGGCUACUAUAAAUCUUGCCUUACCACCAAACAGAGAACUAACACAGGAGAAUAUUUGUAUGUGUCCAGUGAAUGUAAAGAAAACAUGUACCAGAAGUCAGAACUCAUUAGAGAUCAGAUCCUUCAAAGUGCAGAGAAUCCAUAUGAAUGCAAUGAGCAUGGAAAAACCUUUCACCAGCAAUUAUCUCUCAUUAGGCAUCAGAGCAUUGACACGGGGAAAAAAUCUUAUCAAUGUAGUGCGUGUGGAAAAGCUGUUUUUUGUAAGUCACACCUCAUUCGACAUCAGAGAAGCCACACUGGGGAAAAACCUUAUGAAUGUAGUGAGUGUGGAAAAGCUUUUUGUCAGAAGCCACACCUCCUUGCACAUCAGAGAAUCCACACUGGGGAAAAACCUCAUGAAUGUAGUGAGUGUGGAAAAGCUUUUUCUAAUAAGUCAAGCAUUAGAUCACAUCAGAGAAUCCACACUGGGGAAAAACCUCAUGAAUGUAGAGAGUGUGGGAAAUGCUUUUCUUGUAAGUCACACCUCAUUAGACAUCAGAGAAUCCACACUGGGGAAAAACCUUAUGAAUAUAGUGAGUGUGGGAAAUGCUUUUCUUGUAAGUCAAACCUCAUUAGACAUCAGAGAAUCCACACAGGGGAAAAACCUUAUGAAUGUAGUGAGUGUGGAAAAGCUUUUUCUCAGAAGUCACACCUCAUUGCACAUCAGAGGAUCCACACAGGGCAGAAACCUUAUGAAUGUAGUGUGUAUCUUAAAGCCUUUACUUACCAAACAGGUUUCAUUUGACAUCAGGGAAUCCAUACAGGAUAA
This is a messenger RNA of Ochotona princeps (American pika), 1458 nucleotides long. Its product is annotated as zinc finger protein 501-like. The record is from RefSeq and is a predicted model, not a curated record. Gene Ontology annotation, biological process: negative regulation of transcription by RNA polymerase II. Lineage: Eukaryota; Metazoa; Chordata; Mammalia; Lagomorpha; Ochotonidae. The transcript has 7 exons. Gene Ontology annotation, molecular function: DNA-binding transcription repressor activity, RNA polymerase II-specific.